CAGCAGUGGAAUCAGCAGCCGGGCGGGCGGUGUGUGUGUGCAGUAGGGAGCGAUGCUGGGAGGCUGAGGGUCGCAGUGAAUGUGCGGACUGUACCGGGGGGCUGUGUUCCGCUGGGCAGGUGGGCUCUCCAUGCGGGAGCGGAGGUGUAAGGACCCAGAGGAGAUAAUGGACAAGCAGAUGGCUCGCUGUAAAAUAGUGGUGGUCGGGGAUACUCAGUGUGGCAAGACGGCUCUCCUCCAUGUCUUCGCCAAGGACUGCUACCCAGAGAAUUAUGUCCCCACCGUUUUUGAGAACUACACAGCCAGCUUCGAGAUAGACAAGCAGAGGAUCGAGCUCAAUAUGUGGGAUACGUCUGGCUCAGCAUAUUAUGACAAUGUCCGUCCCCUGGCAUACCCGGAAUCUGAUGCUGUACUCAUUUGUUUUGAUAUCAGUCGGCCGGAAACUUUAGACAGUGUAUUAAAAAAGUGGCAAGGUGAGACUCAGGAGUUCUGUCCAGGUGCCAAGAUCAUUCUGGUGGGCUGUAAACUUGAUAUGAGAACGGAUAUGAACACUCUGCGGGAACUGUCCAAACAGAGACUCAUCCCAGUUACACAUGAACAGGGCAGCACGCAGGGCCGACAGAUUGGAGCAGUGGCCUACGUUGAAUGCUCAUCCAAGGUGUCAGAAAACAGUGUGAGGGACGUCUUUCAUGUAACUACCUUGGCCUCUGUUAACCGUAUUCACAAGAAUCUCAAACGCAGCAACUCCAAGAGGGGACUGAAACGCGUAUCGCAGCUGCCUGGACGGACUGAACUGUUGAGCGAGACAGAGAUACGCAAAGACCGUGCCAAGAGCUGUUCUAUCAUGUGAAAGUCUGCCUGGCUGUAAAAAAAAAUAAAAAAAGUGUGUAGAGGUUCCACUUUGCACCAGUAUAGGGGCAUCCAAUGCACAGAAAUAGCAGGUUUUGCUUUGGCCAGUGUUGUGUAAGCAUAGUUAAGACGCUGAACUAUUUCUGGAUCGCUGUAGGGAAAAAAAAUGAUGGAAAAUGCAAGUCAAUGGCGUUCUAAAAAAAAAAAAAAACACAAAAAACAGCGCAUUCAAAGUUUGCUUUUGUCCUGCUGAUUCUGUCCCCAUAGUGUAUUUAUAUGCGCACACAGCUCGCGCCCAUUGUACAGAGCUAAGAGGAGGCGUCUGUGUAAAGCCUAUGUAAUGUGUGUAUAUAUGUAUGUAUGUUUAUAUGUAUAUAUACACACAGAUGAUGCACAUUGUGUAAUGGAGAGGUUUGGAAGGUUGUGUUGGUUUGAUAAUUAAAGCAUUGUUGUAAUCCAAAAAUAUAAUUAAAUACAAUUUAUUGUUA
Molecule: messenger RNA, 1337 nt
Organism: Pseudophryne corroboree (corroboree frog)
Lineage: Eukaryota; Metazoa; Chordata; Amphibia; Anura; Myobatrachidae
Gene: RND2
Product: Rho family GTPase 2
Exons: 5
Coding region: 80-850 (256 amino acids)
Biological process (GO): small GTPase-mediated signal transduction
Cellular component (GO): cytosol
Molecular function (GO): protein kinase binding; GTPase activity; GTP binding
Source: RefSeq, a predicted model, not a curated record